Paramecium sonneborni is the source of this 1249-nucleotide messenger RNA. The record is from the annotation of a GenBank genome assembly. Lineage: Eukaryota; Ciliophora; Oligohymenophorea; Peniculida; Parameciidae.
AUGUUCCAUUAAUCUUAAUCUCUAAAUAAUCUUAAAAGAGAUCAUCGCCUGAAACCGUUACAAAUAGCAGGAAGAUAUCCAGAAAGUGCUGAUUUGAAUAAUAAGUCGAAGUUCUUUUUGCCUUAGAUAAAAAUGAUUGAACAGAGUAGUGUGUUUACAGAAAAAUAAAAGUAGCUGCGAUUACCUCAAUUAUAAAAUCAUUUGGCUGCAAGUGAUUAACUCUAACGUAAAAAGAUUGAGAUAAGAAAGUCUAUUACACCAAAAUAUUAAAAGAGAUAAACAACUAUUUAUGCAAUGAGAACUAAAGCUGGAUGUUAAAUUAAUAAGGCAGCAAAAAUCAAUUAGGAUUAAGCCAUAUUAUGUCCCAAAAUUCUAGAGAAGUAUAGAUAUAUGAUAACCAAUAGUAUUGGGUAUAAGUUAUUCGCAGUUUCAGAUGGACAUGGUCUUAAUGGUCAUCAUGUAUCUAAUUUUAUUAAAUAAACACUCCCUAAAUAUUUACAUAAGUAUUUGGGAGAUAAUCAUGAAGAUAUUUAAAUGCAAAUAUCUCGAGCAUUUGCAAUAACAAAUAGAGAAAUUUGGAACUCUGACACUGACACAAAUCUUUCUGGUUCUACAACAGCUUCAGUGCUUAUCACAAAGGAUAUUGUAGAUACAUAUAUUUAUGAUUGUUUUUAGAUUUAUACAGCCAAUGUUGGAGAUUCAAGAGCCAUUUUAUGUAGGUUUGAUUAAGUUUGGUAAAUCGUACCAUUAACAAGAGAUCAUAAACCAGAUGAUCCUGAAGAAAUCAAAAAUAUUGUUAAUGCUGGAGGAAGAGUAGAGAAAUAGAGAGGUAAAUUAUGAUGUUAUGUAGAUUUUCAUGGAAAUCCAAUUGGACCUUUUAGAGUUUGGUUACAGUAUAUUCAAGCCCCAGGUUUAGCAAUGUCUAGAUCAUUUGGAGAUAAAGUUGGAGCCUAGGCAGGAGUUACAGCAAUACCAGAAAUCAAAGAAUUUAUAUUGACUAAUCAUGAUUAAUUUAUUAUUGUAGCUUCUGAUGGAGUUUGGGAAUAUUUGAGUAAUGAAGAAGUAUAUUAUUUAAUAAUUAGGUUAUGAGUAUAGUAAUACCUUACUUUGAAAAGGAUAAUCCAGACCUAGCUGCUGAAAAAGUAGUCAAUGAAGCUAUACAAGCAUGGAGAAGAGUAAAUACUCUUUUUUUUAAAUUUAGAAUAGCUUAGCAAGAGAUGAUAUCACUUGCAUUAUCAUCUUUCUAUGA